AUGUCCUCGGAAGACUCGUACGCUGUACAGAGCGGCCGACAAUCUAGCGACGGUACACCGAGUGAGCAUGCCAAUAGCGACGGAAAUAACACAGCCAUGACCAGUAUCAUGGGUACUGAUGAGGAGCAUCAUCACGAUGAUUCCGACCUCGACGAAGAUGUCGACGAAGACGACAUGAUAUCCAUAUAUCCCGCUUCUCAAUACCCCAGGGUCUCUGCCUCGCACCGCGUAGAGACUCCAUUCUCUCCAGAUUCCCAUGCGAUAGACUCAGACAUGGCUGCAUCGACACGAUCGUUGUGGGCGCAAGACCUUGACUACCGAGAAAUCCACGGCCGGCGCUACUGUCGCGAAUAUUAUAUGCCAAACGACGACAUCGAACAAUGGAGAAUGUCUCUUCAACACCAAGUAUUCAUGCACGUCCUGGACGGUGAACUUACUCUUGUCCCUCUGCAAAACCCCGAGCAUAUUCUCGAUAUUGGCACAGGAACAGGUGAAUGGGCAAUCAAGAUGGCCGAGCUGCAACCCCAGUGUGAAGUUGUCGGAACCGAUAUCGCUGCGAUAGCCGAGACUAAAAGCGUGCCCAUGAACGUCUUCUUCGAAAUUGAAGACGCCGAGGAUUGGGAUCGCCACCCUGAUAUGUACGACCUGAUUCACUUCCGGCUUAUGGAGGGUGCAUUCCGGAACUGGAGCUUCGUCUACGACAAUACGUUCUUUUCUCUCAAGCCUGGUGGCUGGAUUGAGGUUCAAGAUUUUGUGAGCGCGGAGGGCUUUGCACAAUUCUUAUCGCAGUUCCCCGACAACUCUCCCAUGCACGAACUCCUUCGAGACCUCUUGAUCGCCUCGGAAAAGUCGGGGCGUCCACGAGGGAUACAUCAUCUCGAGCCACGGCUGCUCAUGGAGGCAGGCUUUGUUGACGUACGGGUUACGGAAUACUCUAUACCUAUUACCGUUGCCGAGGCAUCUGCUGGCAAGAUCUGGCUUAUUUCGUGUCUAGACAGCUUCGAGGCAUAUUGCUUGCGCUUGUUGACGGAGUACUUGGACUGGGACCCUGAGAAAUGCAAACAGGCUUGUGAAGCUGCUGCCCGAGACUUGGCAAACGCAGCCAAGGACCCCGAGAAGUCGAAGGGUCUUCAGGUCAAGAUGCGCAUUAUCAUUGGCAGAAAACCCCUCGAUGCGGCGCCCACAGAUCUGGCAGAAUUCUUGGGGAGGAGUUACUCGCCAGUAACAGAACUGAACGGCAACAGUCCUGAUCCUACGCUCCGUCCAGAUGACCAAACAACCGCAGGUCUGAGCUGA
Messenger RNA from Fusarium tjaetaba, 1296 nucleotides. RefSeq names its product methyltransferase. Gene Ontology annotation, molecular function: methyltransferase activity. The transcript has 2 exons. NCBI's taxonomy places the organism in Eukaryota, Fungi, Ascomycota, Sordariomycetes, Hypocreales, Nectriaceae. The coding region runs from base 1 to 1296 and encodes 431 amino acids. The record is from RefSeq and is a predicted model, not a curated record.